Messenger RNA from Drosophila yakuba, 6044 nucleotides. RefSeq names its product nucleolar and coiled-body phosphoprotein 1. The coding region runs from base 559 to 3435 and encodes 958 amino acids. Lineage: Eukaryota; Metazoa; Arthropoda; Insecta; Diptera; Drosophilidae. The transcript is spliced from 16 exons. The record is from RefSeq and is a predicted model, not a curated record. Gene Ontology annotation, biological process: negative regulation of centriole replication. Gene Ontology annotation, molecular function: microtubule binding.
AGGUUCAGUCGUGUUCGUAACGUCGUCGAGUUGAAACCGAAAAAGCUAGGCAGUUUCUCACAGCUACAUAUACAUAUGAGCAGGCAGCAGCAGCAGCGGCAGAGCAGAGAGCAAAUCGGUGCAAUCUUGAAUAGUGUGUUUCCCAGUGUUUCACCUAAAGUUUCUGGCACUAUUGCCUUACCAAAGAUUCGCUUCAGUGACCACGAACCACGUCCACGAAGGGAAAAAAGCGGCUGACAGAAGUGCGAAUUCCAGCAAAGCGGCUAAAAACGGAAGUCUAAUCCAAUUUGGCCUAUGACAAUACAAACGCACUUUCUUCGCUACGCAUUGUCCAGGUGCGUGUGCGUAUAGAGAGAGCGAGCGAGAGGGAUAGCGGACGAGCAAGCGAGAGGUUAAAUAUUUAGGUUUAACAGCCAGGCGCGUGUGUGUGACCCAUGAGAAGUUGUUGAAAAUAAUCAACGCCAAUCGCCGGAGAACGAAAGCAGAGAAACCCCUACGCGCGCGUGUUUAAUUUGUAUUUUUGGCACUUUGGUUGGCAAACAGCAAAAGCAUUUCCCUAUGAUUGGCUCAUUCUGGAAUCUGUGCAGAGCGUGCCCAUCAAUGCCGGUAGACAAGCAGCUCCACUCGGAGUAUCGGAGCACUUAUCGCUGGCAUGAAUUUACGGGCAACUCGCGGCCAGAGGUUGUGCGACGGGCGCCUGCCCCAAACCCAAGUCAAUUUGUUGGAGCGACAAAUGAACCGCCAUUGCCGCGCCGGAAAAAAUGCCCAGAAUUAGCAUAUAAAUCGCACGAGUUCAUUAUAGGAUCGGAGUAUACAGAUGGACGCCGGGAUGCCAGUGCACAUCGUUUGGCGAGAUCGGAGGAGCGCGGUGGCACACCCUCGCGCCGCAGCAAAUCGGAGGGACCACCCGUUGUGCCCAAUGGACGUGCGUAUCCCAUUGCCACGGAGAUCGACGGAACCACAAGAAAACAGGCGGGUGAGUCAAAUGGGCUAUUGAAAAAGACCAUCAAUAAGUUGAGCACUGAGUACCGCCUGCAAUUCGUGUGGCCCACAGUCCGACGCAUAAAGGGCGGCGGCGAGGCGGCGUCUAGGGCCGCAGCCGGGGACUAUCCGAGAAAGUCCAUAUCGCUGGGCGUCCUUCGGUCCGGGGGCCAAGGUCACAGUCACACCCAAAACCAGAAUCAGAGUCAGAGUCUGACCCAAGCCCAGAAUGGUCACACACAUCACACGAUGAUGGGUGGCGGUGUGGGCUUGCCGACGGUGCAUAAAAAACGAACAACAAAUCAGAAAGAAGCUACUCUACAUGAGUUGGAGCCCUUGGUUAGCGAUACGGAUGAUAGAAAAACGCACGAGAAACAAGUGACCAUUGUGGAGCGCAAGAUCACCUCGCGUCCGUUUUCGCAGGCCAUCGACCAGGAGCGUCUGAACCACUUCAUCACGAAAAAGGAGAACUUUGGCUUCGCCGAUGCCGCCGUGGCCGCCGCGGCCCUUAAGGACGAGGUGGACAACAGGCAGCAAGUGGUGGUCAUGAACGGCUCCGCCCCGCCGCACUCGAAACCGAAUUUGGAUUUGUGGUUCAAGGAGAUGGUGGAGCUGCGCAAGAAGGCCGGCGAAUACAAGUGUCGUGGUUGGGGCAUAGAAAUUGACCCGGAAUUGUACAAGAAACAGAAGGAUCUAUGGGAUCAGGUUUCAAAGCGCAGCUCACUUUCGGCACUUUCUUUAGCUUCGUCUGUUCACAGACCCAUUACAAAGGAGGAGAAAGAACAGGAGAACAAUAAGAAGUCCACACCAUUGGAGAAGGCCCAGAAGCCUCGUGUUCCUGGCCAAGCCUUUUUGAUUGAUAAUAAGGAUGAGAUUUCAGCACUGCCAGCACGCUUUAGCAAUAUACGCCAUCAUCUUGAACGCACCACGGGUCCGGAUGUGGAAGAGGGCGCUUUAUUGCCCUCGCCCACGCGCGAGAAGUUGAUGCCGGCUAUUACCAAGCGGGAAUCGGAAUCCCAACGAGGAAGUCCUAAGAAAACCGCCUUGUCCAGGCAUGGAUCGCCCCAGAAGGGCAGUCCACAAAAGGGCAGCCCCAAGAAGGUCCUUAAAACCCGGUCGCAAUCGGCGGGUCCGGGCGUUGCUGAGAAUGAGUCACCGAAGCGGCAGAUCCGGUCGGCGAGUCAGGCGCCCAGCAGCCGUAAAAAGACGCCGACAACCGGAAGCGGAAGCGAACGCAAGGCACGCCCAUCCACCCUAUCCACAACAUUCCAAUCCCGCAUUAAAAGUAGUUCCUUGCCACCGCCAAACGGUAGAGUAGCCUCAGCGCCGCCAGCCACUGCAGCAGCAGCAGCAUCAGCAUCAGCAGCCAAAUCAGCAUUAAACGCUAAUCAGGCUCAUGCUAAUCAAUCACAAUCAUCACAUGCCAAGAGCGGUAGCAUCAGCGGCAGAGUUUCAAAACCAUCGGCCACAUCCGCCCAACAACAGCAUCAGCAACAGCAACAGCAAAUGCGUAAGAAAGACAAAGAUAGAUCGAAUAGUAGUUGCAUUGGCAGUGGUAGUCAUGUUGGUGCUGGUAGCGGUAGUCAAGCAAAUAGUGUCAAGCAUCUGCAGAAUAAGCAAAAGCAACAACAACUACAGCAGCAACAGCAACAGCAACAACAAAAGCAACAACACCAAGCGCAACAGCAACCGCAACAGCAAAAGCAAAAGCAGCAGCAUCUCGAUGUUGCAGCAGCAGCAACAGCAGCAGCAACAUCGUCAUCUUCCCAAAACCCAACCCGGCCUGCCACCAUCAACAUCAAACGGCUCACGGUACCAGGUCAGGAUAGAAAAUUGGCUGAAAACGAAGGCGAGGAUGGUCGUGAGACUGCCAUUUCCAUUUCCAGCUGCAGUCCCCAACCCCCGGUGCAGGAGGUGCCCGAAGAGCCCCUGGUGAAGUCCCCACCAGAACCGACCCGGGUCAAGUCCCCAGAGCAGAUUAUAAUGCGCUCCCCCGAUCCAGUCAACUGGACGGUGCCCCUGGACACUGGCAAAACGUUUACGGUGACGCAGAAUGUUAAAGACGGGGAGAACUACAGCCGACCUCAGAGCGAGAUUAAAGCCUCGACACCGGUGGAGAAGCCCCCACCGCCACCACAAUCGGCUCCGCCACAACUAACCGAACAGGCUAAGAUGGACGCCUGGAAGUCCUGCAGUCCAAGCACCAGCGCCGCGAUCUACGGCAAAACGCUUACGCCCCAUGCCACACCCACCGGCCAGCCGGGCGGGGCGGUGCGCUGCACAGUCGCCCAAGAUCAGCCGCUUCAGCAGCCGGAUCCGGCGAUGUCGUCCUCCUCGUCGACGGGCACAGCUUCUACGGCCAGGACAGCUGCCGCCGAGGUCCUGGAGAAGGCUCGCGACCGAUUUGAUCGAUUCUGGGGCAACAGCAGCGCCAACAAGGAGGAGAGCGUCUAGAUCCCAGCUCCAAAAACCGAGAUCCUGGAUCCCAGAUCAGGCACUCAGUGCUUUUCAAGUGCAAAAUGUAUUCCCCGGGCAAUUAAUUGGCCCCUGAAAGCAAUUAUAAUACGUAAUAGAUGUUAUGCAAUACCUAAUCAUGUACACCAUCUAUCCUAUCUAAGAGCCUGAUUACACUGCAACACAGCUCUCCAUUUACAUUAAUUUACUGUAUGUAAUUAAAUCAAUUGGGUUUUUUCCUUAAUGUUUGAGUUCCAUUAUUAUUCGCACCUUUCAAAUUGAAUGUUACAUAUAAAAUCAGUUAUUAUUUUGAACCGUUACAUUCGAUAAAGUACCUUAGUAUUUUUUGUAUGUAUGAUAUUGUUAGUCAAUCCGAAAAUCAAUGGUGUUAUCCUUUUUUCUAUUAUAUUGUAAUUUUGGAUAAGUGUGUCGUAGUGAAAUCAAAACAUUAAGGGAGUCCCGCAAGAACUGGCUUGAAUUUGAAGCUAAAUUCGCUUUUGGUUUCCUAGUUAAGCUGCUGCAAGCAAACCUAAUCAGGCCAAAUGUCAUCUAACGACACGAGCAUUACACUAAAUUUAUUUAUGUAAGACACUUUCACUGCCUCAACCCAAACCGAAGACGAAACCGAACUCAAACCAAUGUUCUAUACUUUGAGAUACACCCAGAGAACUUUGCAAUAUUUCGAUAUCAUCCAGUCAUAUAAAAUAUUCAAAUGGGACAAACAUCACCGCAAAGACCCGUCCAAAAAGUGAGUCCAUUCGACAAGAGAUGUACUCACAUUUUUGUAGCUUUCAUUAAAUGAGCAACCGUAUACUUGGGUAAUGCAUAAGGUGAUCUAAGCUAAACUGCUGAUCCGUCAAAUACAAAAAAGUUGAAAAUAGAUUUUGCACAUGAACUACAAAGGGAAAAAUACCAAAAACGACAACAUGAUGUUAAGAAUAAUUUAAGACAUACUUUGGCUAAUAAAAAUGUAAGGCAAGAGAUGAUUAAAACAUAGCAACACCCUACAGAAAACACCAGCAAAACAUACUAUUACUACACAAAAAAUGCGAAACAAUGAGAUUAUGCUUUGAAAAGCUGUGAAACUAGUUUCAGACUUGCCUACAAUUCUAAUACUCGUAUAACUAUUAUGUGAAUGUGAAAAUAGUUGACAAAGAAAAAUGGAACAAAAUGGUCAAGCAAAAUGGAAAGACCUAAUCGAUUUAAUCAUGUUUUGAGUAAAAUUAGCGCUGAAUAAUUAAAACAAAUGCUUCCCGAAGGUCAAUAGCUUUGAGAAAGUUCAUGUUAUUUUAACAAGUAUUUUUUGGUUGGAUCUAGUUUUUCGAAUCUCUCAGUGUUGACAGUGUUUUAGUACAAACCAAAUACCGAUUCAAACUCAGUUUGGCAGAAACUUCGUUUGCGUAGGAGAAAUGCUUGAAUUUAUACCUUUCUUAGGAAUAAAUAAAAAAUACAAAAUCGCGUAAACUGAAGUUAAACUCCAUUACCCAUACGUUAUGUGAUUAACUUCAGUAUUGAGCUUACUUGUUGCUUGCCUAUAUAUAUUUUAAUAUAAAACUCAAAUAAACCAAACAAAAAAAUGAAGAAGAAAAUAACGCCACUUUAAUGGCAUUUAUUAAACAGUUGAGUAUUUUUAUAUGUUUUUCAUGAAUGGACCCGUUUGUUAAUUCAAAUCGAUGAGUUGAUCACUGAAUCUUAUAGUUAUCAAUUAGUCACAAUGCAUAUGGUCAAGAGCCCCUAAAACGCAAAAUCUUUAUUACACUCAGUCUAAAAAUGGUCACCGAUUCGAUUCAAUCAAAUGCAUUAGUUAGAAAUAAAUAAGAAGCUAAACUAACUAAACUCUGGCAAUCUCAAAAACUUUAACAGAAGGACAAAUAAAUGAAAGAAACAGAAAAUGCACAUUCACAUACAAAAAAAACUAUAUUUCCAGUUGCAAUUAAAGAAACACGGUAACCCAACUGAAUGGUAGACUCUUGAACUCAUUUAGUUUUAAAUAUCGUACUUAACAAAUUUUAGGCAACUUUAAUACGAAACUACUUAAGAACGAACUUGAUAUUAAUUCUAGCUUGUUUACAAAAGGAAAUAAAAUUAUUAACGAGACAAAAUACCAAAACCUAAACAAUGUAUACCCUCAAAACGAUUCCAAAAUAGGCGCACUAAACGGCUUUCCUUCAACAGCAGUGAAAAAAAAAUCGAUUUUUAUAAACACUUAUACGAAGGUCAAACCAAUAAAUACUUUUAAUUUUCGGUUUCUUCACAAAGAAAAAUAUUAAAAAUCACCAAACAAUUAUAUAAAUUUUAAAAAUUGACUUUCACGCCCAAAUGCGCCUAAAGUUUUAAUGAAUUAAAAAAGCCUCAAAUGAAAUGCAAUAAUACCAGUACUUAUACAACCCAAUUGAUAAUUUUUCUGAAUUGUCAUAAAAAGGCACACCAAAUAGCCUUCAUAGAGAUGCUAAUUACACGAUAUAAUUAUAAUUAUACUUGGGAAAAGCCGAAUCAUAUGAUAGAGGAGUAAUGGAAAAUAAAAUAGAAUCCGAAAAACAAGUGAUGGUAAAAUGAUUAUAAUAUUAAAUGAAUCGAAUAAAUGAAAAAUGAAUAUAAACGUUUUAAAA